GCCAGGAACCCGAGAGAAGUACUCAGCGACCUACUGGCGGUGCCGAUAUUUUAAGGCGACCCCGGCUCCGUCUUUUCUAGCGUCCUCGUUUGGUUUUUGCAAGGGCAAAAGCCAUCAGAGAUGUUCUGGGAGGGUGGUGGACCUGGGGCAGCUAAUCCACGGGGCGAGAGAAACGAAAGGGACGCGCGCACUGCGGACCUGGAGCAGCAGCUAG
Messenger RNA from Amoebophrya sp. A25, 214 nucleotides. The record is from the annotation of a GenBank genome assembly. Lineage: Eukaryota; Dinophyceae; Syndiniales; Amoebophryaceae.